AGUCCCCAUUGGUCCGCGGCUGCUCGGGCUCGCCCGUAACGCAAAUCGGCGGACAGGAAAACGCGUGACAGAUCGACGCCCUCUUUUUCAACGAGUUGCCAAGAGUGGCGCGGCGUCGCGAGCGAGGAGUUUGGCGCGUGCACGCUGAGCAGAGAGCGGCGGAGAGUUUUUUUGCUGCUGUCCGCAAGGUUACCGAAGUGCAGCCAAAGAAAGAAAGAAAGAAAGAAAGAAGGAGGAGGGGGAACAGGAGAGAAACUCCACACAGGAUGUUCAGUAUGCAUUUGUCUCGUUUUUACCGUCGAGGUUUAACGGGUUUAGUUUAAAAAGUCGCGUUUGGAACUGAACCGAUUAGGCUCUCUGCUCCUCUCGCGGUAAUUCCGGCUAUUUAAUUGGGACGCAUCCGGACGCAGCUCGAGAGAUCCAGGAGUCUCUGCGGUUUCUGCAGUUCCCUCACUGUCAAGGGGGCAAUGAGCAUUCCUGUCUUUUUGCAUUGACAACGAAAUGGGGGAGCAACCCAUUUUCAGUACCCAAGCGCACAUGUUCCAGAUCGAACCAGCUACUAAGUGCAACUGGAUCCCAGCCAGCAAGCAUGCAGUUACCGUCUCUUUCUUCUACGAUGCCAAUCGGCAUGCCUACCGCAUCAUCAGUGUGGGAGGCACCAAGGCUAUCAUCAACAGCACCAUCACACCCAACAUGACAUUCAUCCCAGAAGUCGGUGGCAGUGGCAAUUUGACAAUUUGUCCAAAGCUAACUCUAUACAUUAAUAUAAUACUAUGUAAUUCACAUCAGUGUGCUAUUUUUUUAUUACACUUUUCUGAGCGCUUUAAGGAGGUCAAAAUAGCUGCUCGGCUAGCUAGAGAGAAAUCGCAAGACAAGAUGCAAUUACUCUGUAGUAUAUGUUCGAAGACUUAUAUGACUUAAAACAUAUAUGCGAUCACUCUGCACUAAUUCUCAACAUGCUUUUAUAAUACUCUCAUAUAAAAAAGGUUAUUUUAUAUUUUUGGUUCUUUGCUAAUGGCUUAACUUGCUAUGCAUUCAAAAUAUAAUAUUCUUCUGAAUCAUUUUUGAUAGACACAUGAUCCACACAGGCAUGUGGAAAGACAGAGAUAUUGAGCAUUAUAAAGUGGAAAAAUAAAGACUCAGAUAUCUUUUAUGUUCAAAUGAGGAGUGAAAACUACAGCUCAUAUCUGAAAUGUAGGCUUUGUUUUUAAGACACUUAGCUAGCUAAUUAGCUUGUUAUGUAUCAUUAUAUUACAUCCCCUUUUUUGCAUAGUUAAUUAUGUUUCCAAGUAACCAAAAUAUAGACCUGGGCAGCACACUGGAGCUCUCUCUUCUGCAGUGCACUAGCUUAUAAUUUGUCCACCUCUGAGGUUUAACUCAGUGGCUAUAUGAUAAACAGAGAAUUUUGUAUCUAUAUUGCCAAAAGCUUUGGGAUGUCUGCCUUUACAUGCACAUUAAUUUAAUAUGGAGUUGGCCUUCCCUUUUCAGCUUCAACUCAUCUGGGAAGGCUUUCCACAAAGUUUAGGAGUGUGUUUAUGGGAACGUUUGACCAUUCUUCUAGAAGCGCAACUGAUGUUGGACGAGAAGGCCUGGCUCACAGUCUCCGCUCUAAUUCAUCCCAAAGGUGUUCUGUCGGGUUGAGGUCAGGACUGGGUCAGGCCAGUCAAAUUCCUCCACACCAAACUCGCUCAUCCAUGUCUUUACGGACCUUGCUUUGUGCACUGGUGUGCAGUCAUGUUGGAACAUCCCCAAACUGUUCCCACAAAAUUGGGAACAUGAAAUUGUCCAAAAUGUCUUGGUACACUGAAGCAUUAAGAGUUCCUUUCAUUGGAACUAAGGGGCCAAGUCCAACCCCUGAAAAACAACACCUGAAUUCAAUGAUUUGGGUGUACCAAAACAUUUGCCAAUAGAGUGUAUUUGCUUCCAGUCGCCAACUUAGAAACUCCUCACAGUCCAAAGCAAUAGAAUAAUGCUCAUAUUCAUUAUAAUUUUUUUUCAGGAGAGACAUUUUCCUCUGCUCAUAUCCCAAGAUUUGGUACAAACUCCUAGAGUGAGGCUGAAAAAGAUGGGUGUGCUUCCACGCAUGUCAUUUGCAAACAGAAAGAAAAGAAAGUAGGUGGAUGUUAUAUGAUUAGAAGAGAUGUUAACACACUCCUUCAUUG
Messenger RNA from Hemibagrus wyckioides, 2162 nucleotides. RefSeq names its product homer protein homolog 3-like. Gene Ontology annotation, biological process: G protein-coupled glutamate receptor signaling pathway; regulation of store-operated calcium entry. The transcript has 3 exons. Gene Ontology annotation, cellular component: plasma membrane; dendrite; postsynaptic density. Gene Ontology annotation, molecular function: G protein-coupled glutamate receptor binding. Lineage: Eukaryota; Metazoa; Chordata; Actinopteri; Siluriformes; Bagridae. The record is from RefSeq and is a predicted model, not a curated record. The coding region runs from base 502 to 921 and encodes 139 amino acids.